Labeo rohita (rohu) is the source of this 1332-nucleotide messenger RNA. It is a transcript of the gene c25h11orf96, whose product is annotated as chromosome 25 C11orf96 homolog. NCBI's taxonomy places the organism in Eukaryota, Metazoa, Chordata, Actinopteri, Cypriniformes, Cyprinidae. The transcript has a single exon. The record is from RefSeq and is a predicted model, not a curated record. The coding region runs from base 223 to 591 and encodes 122 amino acids.
UCAGUGGCACACUCAGAAACCAGAGAGAUACACACACAGAGAGAACCGAAAUUCACCUCUUCUGGAAGUUGUCUUUUCAAAGCGUGUUAGCUUGUUCACCAGACAAGCAAAUCCAGACAAGAAGGAUACAAGGAAAGCCACUUCACAGAGGAAGAACUGGAGAAGUGCAAGCCUCUCCAAACAUCUCAGAAGCCGAACGCCCAACCCCUGCCAUCCAGACACAUGGCUGCACGUCCAAUGGAGACGGUGGGUUUCGCCGUUCUACCCGCACACAUCUUGGCGUCCGCCAUGGAGGAGUUUCCCCAGCAGCUGCCCGUCCCCAAGUGUUUGGCUCGGGGCCGAAACCGUCCCCGACGGCCCCGAGACGCCCGCUUCAAGACCCAGCCGGUGACUUUUGCGGAGAUCGCCGAAGUGGAGGAAGAAGGGGCUUCGCCUCUGGAGGAAGAGAGGGCGAGACGGUCCUUCCUUCAGUCGCUGGAGAGUCUCAGGAGAAGCACACAGACUUUGCACCACGCGGGAUCCACACAGAGCUGCCGCACCGCGUCUGCACAGGCUAGUCUGGACUCCAGUGACUCAGACUCGGCACACUGAGAGAGGGACAAGAAGAUCUGAAGGAUGACAGGACUGGAAUUCAAUGUAUUUCGCACAUAUCUUCCUGUUAAAUUCCUCAUUCACAGCCGUUAACCUGCAGUAGUUAUGCAUUGAUUUGCAGAUUCCAGUUGAGUAACAGCUCUGCAAGAGCAAAGUUGUAGCACCUUGGAAGGUUUUCAGAAAAACGCUUACGCCAAUUCCUUUUUUAAAUGUAUGAGACUUAAGGACUGGUGAGGUUUCAUCUGACAAGAAGAGACAGAGGACGUACCACGUCUGAUUCCGUUUUAAUAGACUAAUGUUAUUCAUAUCCCUUGUGCCUGUUUAAGAUUGCACAGUCGGAUGGGUUCUUCUCUGCUGGGCAGGAUGUAGACGGUCACAUUUUGUUAUAAUUCAUUGCUGUGUUGACGAACAAGCUAAAAAAGGUACAACAGAGAUGUAUUUUUACAGAAAUAAGGUUCCAAACCCUGAUGACUAAGUCUGCCAGAAUGGUGAACUUACUAAUGAACUCGACGAGGAGCAAAUUAUUGUACUUUUCAAAUGUAUCUUAUAUUUAUUCGCAGAUUAUUUUGUUAUAACAUAGUGAUUUUAGAGAAUUGUUCUGUUGACACUGUGGACUUGUAAAGUCACUAUCACUGUACGUACGAGAAAAAGCCUUUAUACUUCGAUUUGACUUUAUUAUCUUUGUUAAUUUGUUUCAUACUUUCUUUCGGUAGUUAUAUAAAUAAAGUUUAUAAUGUUGGA